Molecule: messenger RNA, 1701 nt
Organism: Acytostelium subglobosum LB1
Lineage: Eukaryota; Evosea; Eumycetozoa; Acytosteliales; Acytosteliaceae
Exons: 6
Coding region: 1-1701 (566 amino acids)
Source: RefSeq, a predicted model, not a curated record
AUGUCCAUGGACAAGAAAUGUCAGGCCACUGACACCAAUCCAUUAUCCAGUGCACUUCAAUAUCUUCCAGUUCCAGAUGACAACUUAACCAUCAAUAUUGUACAGAUUGGAUGUGUUGGACUUAGAGCUGGAGAGACGUGUGAUUCAACAUGUUUAGAGGUAUCAAAUAGAUGGAUAACAAAUGUGGACUUUGCAUCAAGUGACAAUCGGAAUCAAGCAAAGAUACGUUGUCCAUUGCGUAUUGGUGCAUGUGACUACAAAGCCAUGUAUAGUGCACAAGAAAUGUCACCACAUUCAGUAUGUAGAUAUCCUGAGAUCAAGGGAAUAUUGUUAAAGGUUGGUGCUGGUAUGGGUCUUCUCAAUGGAACAUUGAUUACUUUGAGAUUGUUGAUACGUGCUUGGUGGAAUAGGAUUGGUACUAGAGGUGAGACACCCGGUACAAUCAAUGAUUAUUGGCGAGGUCUAUUAGUCGGUCUCAUUUUCAACUACUUUGGUAUUGCCUACCUCACUGCUGCCUCUGCCAUCAACAAGCGAUUCAGAUACGGUGGUCAGCUUGCCAUUGGUUUCCUCAUCAUGUUCUUCAAGUAUUGGACACCAAUGAGUAUAUUACUUAUAUUUGGAUGCAUUGGAGUAUCCAUAUUGACACGAACAACUUAUAAUCUGUUGGACUUGGAGAUACAGUCGCGGAACUGUGUCGUUAUGUCACAGGAUUUGGAUCAUUUCAACAACUUGAACUCGGAAAAGAUUGAUAGAGAUGAUGAUCAAUUCACUUAUAUACCACCUGAUAAGGUGAAGCCGGUACUAUUCUCACAGUGGCGUCACUUCUUCCUGGGCUUUGCCAUGAACAUCUUUGCCAUCUACCCUCUGGCCAAACAUGACAUCAAGCGAUACAGUGGUCUAAAGGCUGGAUUCUAUUUCUCAAUAUGCACUGUCACGCUGGUCGCGGUAUGGAUUGUACUCUAUUCCUUGGACGCGUGGCAGUACAUCACGUUCAACUUCCCCUUCCCCCUGGGCCAGGCUUCGCGCUCAGACCACCAUCAUCACACCACACACAACUCAACGACGUCAUCAUCAAGCGAGCCCAGUUCAGAGGACUCACAAUCGAUCCCUCUGUCAGAGGUGUAUCGAACAGCAUUCCUACAGUCGACAUACUUUGCAAUAUCAUGGUCAAUGAUCAUGGUCAUAGUGUAUCACUUCUCGUUGUUUAUCAAGUAUCUGCCAGAGACUAGACCAUGGUUCUCAUUUGUUGGAUUGGCGAGGAAGCCACAGGGCAAGAAGACAGACUACAAUCUAGGUGUACUACUUAGCACACUACCAAUGGCAUUUGCAUACUUUUGUUUCUUCUACUUUGAGUUCACGCCCUAUGUCAAUGGUCCACUUCCCAAGUCCCCAGCAGACUGCACCUACCCUGGCUGGACCCUAGUUAUACCUCCACUUGGUGUAAUACCGGCCAUUGGAUUCUUCAUAUUUGCUCAUACCGAGUUGUUUAGAUGGGGCGCACUUUCAUCGAUUGGAGUCAACUUGAUGGUGUUCUGCCUUGGAUCAUCGGCAUUGUUGUUCAAUUAUUGUUUGGGUUCGAUACAAGAACCGAAUGCAAUCUAUGUAUUGGACAAAAAGAAUCAUGAUGGUCAAUACAUUGAAGAGGAGAGAUUACUCCAAAACAAGCCACAACAUCCUAUCAAUGUUUACUCGGACAAGUGA